UCGAGAGGGCCAGCAUGUUGGUAAUCCUGCUGAACUGCAUUACUCUGGGGAUGUUUCAGCCUUGUGAGGACAGCCACUGUGAGACUGAGCGAUGCAAGAUACUGGAGGACUUUGAUGAUUUCAUCUUUGCUUUUUUUGCUGUGGAGAUGGUAAUCAAGAUGGUUGCACUGGGCAUCUUUGGGAAAAAGUGUUACCUUGGAGACACCUGGAAUCGGCUAGACUUCUUCAUUGUAUUGGCUGGGAUGCUGGAAUACUCUCUCAACCUGCAGAAUGUUAGUUUCUCUGCGGUUCGAACAGUCAGAGUACUUCGACCUCUCCGGGCUAUCAACCGAGUACCCAGCAUGAGGAUCCUGGUAACGCUUCUGCUGGACACUCUCUAAAAUUUUGGCAUUGUGCUGCUGCUUUGCUUCUUUGUUUUCUUCAUCUUUGGGAUUGUAGGGGUCCAGCUGUGGGCCGGGCUUCUCCGCAACCGCUGCUUCCUCCCAGAAAACUUCUCCCUGCCUACCAGUCUAGACCUGCACAACUACUACCACACAGAAAAUUAUGAUGAAAACCCGUUUAUCUGUUCUCAACCACGGGAGAAUGGCGUGCGUCUAUGCACCUCCAUCCCCACGCUCCACAAAGAGGGCCGGCAGUGCCAGCUGGACAUGGCAUCUUACAAUAGCACAGACAACACCACCUGCGUCAACUGGAACAAGUAUUACACCAACUGCUCUGCCGGAGAGGCCAAUCCCUUCAAGGGGGCCAUAAACUUUGACAACAUUGGUUAUGCCUGGAUUGCCAUCUUUCAGGUUAUUACUCUGGAGGGCUGGGUGGACAUCAUGUACUUUGUUAUGGAUGCUCACUCCUUCUACAAUUUCAUCUACUUCAUCCUCCUGAUAAUAGUGGGCUCAUUCUUCAUGAUCAACCUUUGUCUAGUUGUCAUAGCGACACAGUUCUCUGAGACCAAGCAACGGGAGAGUCAGCUUAUGAAGGAGCAGAGAGUGCGCUCCAGGUCCAAUGCCAGCACCCUGAAUAGCUUCUCUGAGCCAGGAAGCUGCUACGACGAGCUCCUCAAGUACCUAGUUCACAUCAUCCGCAAAGGCACCAGGCAAAUUGGCCUCCUCAUCCGGGCUGUUGGGCGCCGUGCAGGCCUGCGGAUCUGUGCUUCUCCGCCGCUGGAACCACCGCCCACGAAAAGACGGCAUCAGAAGCAGCGCCAGGGAUCCAUCCGUCCCGUCAUGCACCAUCAUCAUCACCUCCACCAUCACUACCAUCUGGGCAAUGGGAGUGUCCGAACCGAUGUGGGCAGAGAGGGGGACAACCAGAGUUCCCAAAGUGCCAAUGCCAACAACUCUGGGCAUCUCAUGCUACCUGUCAUUGUCCCUCAGCAGGAGCCCUUUUGUGGGACUCUGGGCCCCAGUGGUGCAGAAUCAGUGCAUAGUGUUUAUCAGACUGCGGGCCACCUUGAGUCUCUGCGCUGCAGCCCCUCACCUUCUCCCAUGGUGUUUCAGGCAUACAAGAGGAACUCAGUGCCAUUUGCGGCUCCAGUACAUAAGAACUACCCCACGUUACAGUCAUCUCUGGCCUUAGAGCAGCUCAGACAGAGAAUCCUGGAGCCAGGAGGAGCCAGUUGCACUGCUAGUGUCCUUACCAACCUAAACAUCCCCCCAACUCCCAUCAACACCUCACAGUGUCUGGUGGAGACGCAAGGUCCUCCUGGCAAGAUCAUCUUUAAGGAUGCGCUCAUGAAUUGCAGUGGCACAAACUUAGACACAACUUUGACCUUUGACCCUGAGACAUGUCCGUAUUGCGCCAAAGCGAUGACCAACGACUCUGAGGGAGUGGAUGGGAAUGAGACGGCAGACUCUGACAGUGAGGGCGUGUACGAGUUCACACAGGAUGCCCAUUAUCAGGACAGCAGAGAUCCCAACAGGAAGAAGAAGCUGUUUGCAUUAGGAGCUCGGGCAGCAAAGGUGGUCCAUUUCUGGAGGCUGGUGUGCGACACGUUCCGUAAGAUUGUGGAUAGCAAGUACUUUGGACGAGGAAUAAUGAUCGCCAUUCUCAUUAACACACUCAGCAUGGGCAUCGAGUACCAUGAGCAGCCUGAUGAGUUGACAAAUGCUCUGGAAAUCAGUAAUAUCGUCUUCACCAGUUUGUUCGCACUGGAGAUGCUCCUGAAACUGCUGGUUUAUGGUCCUUUUGGCUACAUCAAGAACCCUUACAACAUCUUUGAUGGUAUUAUUGUGGUAAUCAGUGUCUGGGAGAUUGUUGGCCAGCAGGGAGGAGGUUUAUCGGUGCUGAGGACCUUCAGACUCAUGCGUGUGUUGAAGCUGGUCCGCUUUAUGCCCGUGAUCUUGACUCAGGAGGACUGGAAUAAGGUACUGUAUAAUGGGAUGGCCUCCACCUCUCCUGUGGCGGCUCUGUACUUCAUCGCCCUCAUGACUUUUGGAAACUAUGUCUUGUUCAACCUGUUGGUGGCUAUCUUGGUGGAAGGAUUCCAAACUGAGGGUGAUGCCUCGAAGUCGGAUUCUGAAGCAGACUUCUAUACACGGAGCUUGGAGGAUGUUUCAGGAUGUAAGAAGGAUCUGUCUGCAUCAUCUGUUGUGCCCAUCAAUGGCCAUGUGGAUUUGAAGAGCACCCUGACCCCUCCCCUCAUCACUCACACGGCCGCAACACCCAUGCCCAUCCCUAAGAUAGCAGGAGGAGGAGACCCGGCCCUAGGCGACGAGUCCCGCAGAGGCAGCAAUGUCUCAAUGGAUCCCAAUGGCCAAGACAAAUCUCCAUCGAGUGCACGGAGCUCCCCAAAUGCCCCCUGGAGUUCAGCCAGUAGCUGGAACAGCAGGCGCUCCAGCUGGAAUAGCCUGGGCCGAGCCCCCAGCCUCAAGAGGCAGAAACACCAGUCUGGCGAACGGCGCUCCUUGCUGUCCGGCGAUGGCCAUUCCAGCUCCGAUGAGGGAGAUGCGGGAGAGAGUGCAGGCGGCGGGGGCAUGUCCGAGGGUGAUGAUGCCUCCCUCACCAGGACGGACUCCCUGGGCCAGAGGCCUCGGCACAGGCGCAUGGAAUCCCUGGAGACACGUAGCUCGUUUGAUCUGCCUCCAGACACCCUGCAGGUGCCAUUCAUGCAUCGUUCCGCCAGCAUACACAGCGCCCGGCCGCCCAACUUCCUCAGCAACGGCAAGAGUUCUCCAUCUGCAGCCACCACUCAACUUUCUCUAGAUGAACACCACAGCGAGGAUGACAAUGCAGAUGAUGAAGGAAACCUGAGUCGGAAGGCUCGUCUCUACCGCUGGCUGGAGCACAAGCAACCCCAGUGGUGUCGGGAGAGGGUCACCUGGUCUCUUUACCUGUUCCCCCCUCAAUCACGGUUUCGUGUAACCUGCAAUAAAAUCAUCAAUCACAAGAUGUUUGACCAUGUGGUUCUUGUCAUCAUCUUUCUCAACUGCAUCACUAUCGCCAUGGAGAGGCCCAGAAUCGACCCCUCCAGCUCUGAACGCAUCUUCCUGACGUUGUCCAACUACAUAUUCACUGCCAUCUUUGUGACCGAAAUGACAAUAAAGGUGGUUGCUUUGGGCUGGUGUUUCGGGAACAAGACCUACCUGAAGAGCAGCUGGAAUAUUCUCGAUGGUAUGCUGGUGAUGAUCUCCGUGAUUGACAUCCUGGUAUCCAUGAUCUCCAGCAGCGGCACUAAGAUCCUGGGAAUGCUUCGGGUGCUACGGUUACUGAGGACCCUGCGUCCACUCAGAGUGAUCAGCAGAGCUCCAGGACUGAAGCUGGUUGUUGAGACACUGAUGACAUCACUCAAGCCUAUCGGGAACAUUGUAGUUAUCUGUUGUGCCUUCUUUAUUAUUUUUGGCAUCUUGGGAGUUCAACUCUUCAAAGGAAAGUUCUUUGUGUGUCAAGGGGAGGAUACGAGGAACAUCACCAACAAGUCUGAUUGCCUUCAGGCUAGCAACAAAUGGGUCAGGCACAAGUACAACUUUGAUAACCUGGGGCAGGCCCUCAUGUCCCUUUUUGUUCUGGCUUCCAAAGACGGUUGGGUGGACAUAAUGUACGACGGCCUGGAUUCUGUCGGUGUCGAUCAGCAGCCCGUCAUGAAUUACAACCCAUGGAUGCUGCUCUAUUUCAUCUCCUUCUUGCUGAUCGUGGCUUUCUUUGUGCUCAACAUGUUCGUCGGCGUGGUGGUCGAGAACUUUCACAAGUGCCGGCGGCACCAGGAGGCCGAAGAAGCCAAACUGCGCGAGGAGAAGCGCCUUAAACGCAUGGAGAAAAAAAGAAGGAGUAAGGAGAAGGAGCUAGCUGAAGCCCAGAGUAAACCCUAUUACUCCGAUUACUCACCUACACGGCUUCUCAUCCACAAGAUGUGCACCAGCCACUAUCUGGACCUGUUCAUCACGAUUGUCAUCGGGCUCAAUGUCAUCACCAUGUCCAUGGAGCACUACAAACAACCUAAGGUUCUGGAUGAAGCUCUGAAGAUCUGUAACUACAUUUUCACAAUCAUAUUUGUCCUAGAGUCCGUCUUCAAGCUUGUUGCCUUUGGAUUUCGACGCUUCUUCAAGGACAGGUGGAACCAGUUGGAUCUUGCCAUUGUUCUGUUGUCUAUUAUGGGCAUAACACUGGAAGAAAUUGAAGUCAAUGCUUCCCUUCCCAUCAACCCCACUAUCAUACGCAUCAUGAGGGUGCUGCGGAUCGCUCGUGUGCUGAAGCUACUCAAGAUGGCAGUGGGAAUGCGAGCUCUGCUAGACACUGUGAUUCAGGCACUCCCUCAGGUGGGGAAUCUGGGUCUUCUCUUCAUGUUGCUCUUCUUCAUCUUCGCUGCUCUGGGAGUAGAGCUGUUUGGUGACCUGAUAUGUGAUGAGCUGCACCCAUGUGAAGGUCUCGGCCGUUAUGCCACGUUCAAGAAUUUUGGCAUGGCUUUUCUCCUGCUGUUCCGUGUAUCCACCGGGGACAACUGGAAUGGCAUUAUGAAGGACACGCUCAGAGACUGCUCCCAAGAUACAGGCAUCUGCUACAACACGGUGGUGUCCCCCAUUUACUUUGUGUCCUUCGUUCUGACGGCUCAGUUUGUGCUGGUCAAUGUGGUGAUCGCUGUGCUCAUGAAACACCUGGAGGAAAGCAACAAAGAGGCCAAGGAGGAGGCUGAGCUGGAAGCCGAGAUGGCGCUUGAGCUGGAGGCUGUGGGUGGAGAUGGAGGAAUAUCCCGAGGGCACAUGCCAUCUCUGGGACAUGGUGACGUUGGUGGACCAGGAGGGUCGCCUUGGAUCUCAAGAGACUCUCGAGAUAUGUCGGGACCUCUUUACCCCUCAGACAACCCACCUGCAGACAUACGCAGAGACUCUGAAGAUCACAUAAAGACAGAUCCCGAUCCUCCUCAUAAUUUGGAGCAGCCAUUAGAGCGGAGGCCUAUGUUUGACUCAGUUUCCCUGGUGAUCCAGGGCUCAUUGGAAGGAGAGCUCAGCCUCAUGGACAACCUAUCUGACUCCAUCUGCCACUACUACGCUCUGCCCCCCCUUCACAGCAAGCACUGCACUGAGAAACAGAUUCCUCUAGCCGAGAUGGAGGCUCUGUCUCUGGCGUCGGAGAAAUCCUGGUCCUUAGCUCUGACGGAUGACUCUGUCCCAGAUGAUUUUAACCCCCUCUUACUUACCAGUCAGGAGUGCAAUACCACAGCUCCAGCAGAUCCCACAGACCCCCAGCAGCCAGACGAGCCAACGGAUGAGCACUUACUGUACGUGAAGAAGACCUCAGUGGUCCGCACACAUUCUCUGCCCAAUGACAGCUACAUGUUCCUGCCACUGCAGCCCAACUCAACCCACAGUACCCACACAACCUCACCUCACCUCGCUCAAACAGGCUCUAUAGGCUCUAUCCAGUCUCAAACAGCAGAAGAACCCACACAACACUUGACUGUGCUCACCGAUCUGUUCAGACCGAUCAGUCCUCAUAGCCUAUCAGACUCAGAGAGCAUCCCACGAAUCCCCCCACCUCGCCGGGCACACACUCUCUCACGAACCCUACGCAGACAGGUGGCAGUGAGUGCUGACUCUCAGGAGACUCUAUACACAGAGGGAGGGGAAAACGAGGGUCCCCUGGGGCUCAGGGAACUGUCGGACCCCCCUGUCAACCUUCCACCUCAGCAGCAGCACCAGCCUUCCCUCUUUCUGGUCCCUGCCACACCAGGCGCCUCCCCAAAACCGUCGCGACCUAGCGUCCACACACAGCACAACCCCUACGACCAGUACAACGUGUUCUCCAGGCGUUCCCGCUCUCCGCCCCUCCCAUCUCCAGCCGCCAGGAAGCAGGAGGAAACGGACUCGGUGGAUCAGGAGGUAUCCCGAAUUAUCCGAGCGGGGCUUGCAGGGAGGAGCGACGAUGGGAUCGGAGAAGGGACAGGAGAUCAAGGUGCAAGACGUCAGCUUAAGAAGUACCACAGCGUGGACACUCAGGGCCAGCGAGCUCUGCUGUUACCACGGCCCUUGUCCUGGCUUGACGACCCACGUCGGCACUCCAUCGAGGUGUACUCGUCCGUGGAAAGCAGCCCCCAGUGCAGUUCGAGCUCCUCCGGCUUCGUCUCACGAGCCGAUAGCCUUCAGCAGCAGUCCUCACCACGUGCCCGCAAGAAGAAGAUGAGUCCGCCGUGCAUCUCUGUGGAUCCGCCCGAGGUUUCGGAGCUUCCGGGAGGCUUUCAUGCUGCUCUGGGGAUGGUGCCACCCCCGUUGCCAAUUCGGGACACUUGCUUGAGGAGACGUGCUCCCUCCAGUGACUCCAAGGACUCAUUUGAUUUGGGUGGAGGAGGAGAUGGGCUGCCUCAAGAGGGCGUCCCAAACUCCAAGCUAUUGACUCUGCCUAGCUUCUCUUUUGAGAAAACAAGCUCUGAGCACUGAACACUUGACUUACACGUUCACACACACACGCACGCACAUGACACACGAUGCACUCUGUGUAUCCGUGAUGGUGAUAGUAAUAGUAAUAAUAUCUUAGAGAGUAAUAAUGCUAAAUGCAACAAUGGUGAAUACUCCAUGAUCAUGAGGAAUAGUAACUAUACCUUGUUUUGUUUUUUUUCUCUACUGCCAAAAGAACAUAAAAAGACAUUUUGCUGAGGAUUAAACAAGCUGAUAACUAGACUCUCUCUCCUCAAAGAUACCUCCUUGUGGAGGUGAGUGCAGAGCCUGGGGGAGGGCAUCCCCUUCUGGCCGUUCACAGCACUGUAUUGCUGAACUCCCUGAAGGGCACUGAUGAAGGUAUAAAGCAAUAUGAACGUUUCAGAGACACUAUUUUCUUAAAUUAUUGGGCCAUAGUGUUUGUAAAGGAUGUAGAAUUUCUUUUUUUCGAUUUUG
This is a messenger RNA of Sinocyclocheilus rhinocerous, 7316 nucleotides long. Its product is annotated as voltage-dependent T-type calcium channel subunit alpha-1G-like. The record is from RefSeq and is a predicted model, not a curated record. Lineage: Eukaryota; Metazoa; Chordata; Actinopteri; Cypriniformes; Cyprinidae. Gene Ontology annotation, biological process: calcium ion import across plasma membrane. Gene Ontology annotation, cellular component: membrane; voltage-gated calcium channel complex. The transcript is spliced from 35 exons. Gene Ontology annotation, molecular function: high voltage-gated calcium channel activity.